Messenger RNA from Babjeviella inositovora NRRL Y-12698, 1416 nucleotides. RefSeq names its product glycoside hydrolase family 72 protein. Lineage: Eukaryota; Fungi; Ascomycota; Pichiomycetes; Serinales. Gene Ontology annotation, biological process: fungal-type cell wall (1->3)-beta-D-glucan biosynthetic process. Gene Ontology annotation, cellular component: cytoplasm; fungal-type cell wall. Gene Ontology annotation, molecular function: 1,3-beta-glucanosyltransferase activity. The record is from RefSeq and is a predicted model, not a curated record. The transcript has 3 exons. Bases 1 to 1416 code for a protein of 471 amino acids.
AUGUAUCCCCUGUAUUCCAGCUGGACGUCUUUCAUCGUAGUAGCUUGCUUGAUCCAAGGCCUAUAUGCGUCUAUACACCCCAUUACCAUCCACGGCCAGAAGUUUAUAGAUUCAAUCACCAAGGAAACAUUUCUUAUCAAGGGGGUCGAUUAUCAGCCUGGUGGAUCGUCGGCGGUUACGGCAAACUUCGAUCCACUCUCAGAUCCCAACACCUGCGCCAGAGACAUUAUCCUAUUCCAAGAGCUUGGUAUCAAUACAAUCCGUGUGUACUCGGUGAAUCCAGACCUCAACCACGAUAUCUGUAUGACCCUUCUUGCUUCGGCGGGUAUUUACGUGGUGAUAGACGUGAACUCUCCCUUGGAGAACCAACACUUGAACAGAUAUGAGCCAUGGACCACGUACAACGAGUUUUACUUGGAACAUGUGUUCAAAGUAGUUGAACAGUUCUCCUUUUACAACAACACCUUAGGGUUGUUUGCCGGAAACGAAAUCAUUAAUGAUCGAAAAUCUGCCAGAGAAUCUCCGGUGUACACAAAGGCCUUGAUCAGAGAUAUCAAGACAUAUAUCGCCUACAACUCUCCUCGUUCCAUUCCCGUAGGCUACUCGGCCGCAGACGACUUGAAUUACCGAAUGCCUCUUUCCCAAUAUCUUGAAUGCGCAGAGGACGACCCGUUUGUAUCUGUGGACUUUUACGGGGUAAAUUCUUAUCAGUGGUGUGGAGAACAGACGUUCUAUACCAGUGGAUACAAUGUGCUCGUCGAGGACUAUGCCAAGUUCACCAAGCCAGUAUUUUUUUCGGAGUUUGGGUGCAACGAAGUGACUCCCAGGUUGUUUGAAGAGGUCAAAGCCAUUUUCUCCGAAGACAUGGUUGGGGUAUUUAGCGGUGGGUUGGUGUACGAAUACUCCCAGGAAGCUAAUAACUACGGCUUGGUAGACAUUGAUGCGUCUGGAAACGUGCAGAUGUUGGAAGACUUUGAAGCUCUAAGAAACCAGCUCGAAAUGGUGGAAGAUAAACCCUUUACCAAGACUAAGCACUCGCCUCACCGGAAUAUCCCGAUGUGUGAGGAGACGUAUAAGAACCUAGAUGUCUCAAAAGGCCUCCCAAAAUCACUUGCCGAGGAUCUCAUUCUUGACGGGGUGAGCGUUGAACGGGGAAACUUUGUAGACCUUGAAGUUUCCAACCUUUUCACCAAGUACAAGAUAUUCUAUCCAGACGGAAGCCGCUACCCGGAGGACAUUGGUGUGGAAAUUGUUCAGGAUCUUUCGUCCGUCGAUAUUUCUGCCUCGGAAAAGCCGCGAAAGAAAACUCACAUGCUUAUGGGAUUGUUCAAUAGCAGGGCUUCAACCUCCAUGUCGAUUACAGCCAUGCAUUUGGUGGUGGCCGUGAUUUCCAUCAUGGCUUCCAUCGCCGCUUAG